CGGUACGUCUAUUCUUCGUGUUUCUCGGAAAGGGUGACCUUUUGUCCGAGAGUUACCGUUUCAUUAUCAGCCGAAUUGGUGCAACUUCCUUGUUCUGUGCAAAAAUUGCACAAGCUCAGGCAAGGAUUCACAUUCAGACUAGCUUUGGUCGUGCGUUUGUGACAGUGAAUGGUUUUAUAUAGCACAAGCUGUCUUUGUAAUUCUAUGAGAAGAUCUUAUAGCCUGAACACUGCUCCAUCUCACUUGUUGUCUGUGCAUCCAAAUUCACCAUGCCUCUGAAACUCACCAAGUCAAAGUCACACAGUUCGCGUGACUCGAUUCAUUGCACACUCGGUAUACAAAUGGAGUCGCCGCCGCUCGUUUUACUUGGCCCACCUGAGGUCUCGAGUGGCGCGUUGGCCUCCGGUAUACUCACACUGCUUGUAUCGAAUAAAACAUCUGUUCCUGUAGAAUCAUUUCGACUAGAACUGAUUCGCGAAACCAAAAAUCAUCAUCCGCCUGCAUCUCAUUGUGCCGACUGUGCAGGUGAGCAGGAGGUUAUGCAAAACUGGAAUAUGGCUGCCAACUCUACAUUCGCUCCGGGUGCCCAUAACUGGCCAUUUAGCUAUUUAUUUCCGGGUCAUCUAAGUGCAUCGAUAAACACCCGCUAUGUUACACAAAAAUAUUACCUAAAAGCAACACUCACUUAUGCACUUGGAUCUGGCCUGCCACUCCCAUCGCGACCCGAGGUUUAUAUUUAUCCUCUUGAACUGAAGCGUGCUUUGCUCCCUGGUGCUGAUAUCGUGCAUAAGCGAAUCUUCCCACCAACAAAACUUGUUGCAACACUUACAAUGCCUGCAACGCUUAGUCCCCGUGGUGUAGCUUCCAUCGAGAUUGCAUUAACUGGUUUUGAACAAGGGGACGGUACUGUUUGGGGCUUAAGCAAACUCUCAUGGCGUUUUGAAGAACACAUUAAUUACACUGUUCAUCCUUGUCCAGCUCACAAUACUCCUGAGCGAAGCCGGACAUUCCAGGAAAAGAAAAUCAUAAACGCAAAAGAUAUGUAUCAAGGUUGGAAGUCAAUUGACGACCAAAUUUUAAUUCCCAUAACAUUAAAUGCUGCUGGAUACAAAGAGCCAACCAGUGAUGUUGAUCUCUAUCCUCCCUUCCAAUUGCAGAUUAAGCACUUCCUUGUCGUCGAAGCUAUUGUCAACAAAAGAAAGAAUGCAUCUCCCAAUGGCAUGGGAAAUGCUAGAAUUCUGCGUGUCAAAAUUCAGCAGCCAUUGACGGAACCCGCUGGAUUGGGUAUCAGUUGGGAUGAAGAGUGCCCUCCUGUAUUUGAGAGCGUUGGUCCAGCACCUCCUGCUUACUCUUAGCGCUAUACUUUCAACACAUAAGUUGACUUCGCAUGAAGUUUGCUGUUCAUAAUAUUAGCUCGUUUGAGCCUUCCCCCCUGCUUUACACUUAUAACCUCAUCCUUCUUUCUCCCAGCUCCAUCCAUUUUGUAGAACAAUCAAGGUAUCUCAUUCAGCCUUGAACUGUUAGUUGUUGAAUGAUUUAUGUAUAAAAACAUCUCAUCGUAUCGCCAUUUCACACAGCCUACAUGGAAAAUCAUUAAUGUUCGGUUACAUAAGUAAAUAAAAGGGUG
Messenger RNA from Schizosaccharomyces japonicus yFS275, 1627 nucleotides. RefSeq names its product endocytosis regulator. NCBI's taxonomy places the organism in Eukaryota, Fungi, Ascomycota, Schizosaccharomycetes, Schizosaccharomycetales, Schizosaccharomycetaceae. Gene Ontology annotation, cellular component: Golgi apparatus. Bases 270 to 1355 code for a protein of 361 amino acids. The record is from RefSeq and is a predicted model, not a curated record. Gene Ontology annotation, biological process: clathrin-dependent endocytosis. The transcript has a single exon.